AUGUCGCGCCUCGGGCCAUUCUCUUACCGAGCCGCCCUAGCGGCCGACCCUACGAUCGCGGCCCCGCCGCCCCUUGAUCGCGGCCCCGUCGCCCUUACCUCACGGCCCCGCCGCCCUUACAUCGCGGCCCCGCCGCCCCUGCUCUCGCGGCAUCGCCGCCCUUUGAUCGCGGCCCCGCCGCCCCCUACUCUCGCGGCCCCGCCGCCCUUACCUCGCGGCCCCGUCGCACUGCUGUCGCGGCCCCGCCGCCCUUACGACGCGGCCCCGCCGCCCUUACAUCGCGGCCCCGCCGCCCCUGCUCUCGCGGCCCCGCCGCCCUUUGAUCGCGGCCCCCGCCGCCCCUGCUCUCGCGGCCCCGCCGCCCUUACCUCGCGGCCCCGUCGCCCUGCUGUCGCGGCCCCGCCGCCCUUCCAUCGCGGCCCUACCGCCCCUGCUCUCGCGGCCCCGCCACCCUUACGUCGCGGCCCCCGCCGCCCUUACAUCGCGGCACCGCCGCCCUUUGAUCGCGGCCCCGUCGCCCUGCGGUCGCGGCCCCGCCGCCCUUACAUCGCGGCCCCGUCGCUCUGCUCUUGCGGCCCCGCCGCCCUCCUAUCGUGGCCUCGCCGCCCUGAGCUGUGCGGCCUCGCCGCCCUCUCCUACGCGGCCCCGCCGCCCUCACCAACGCGGCCCCGCCGCCUUCACCUGAGCGGCCCCUGCCGCCUUCACCUACGCGGCCCCGCCACCUUCACCUACGCGGCCUCGCCGCCCUCACCCACGCGGCCCCGUCGCCCACGCAGCCGACCGCCACGCCGCCCUGUACCGGAGCAGCCGAGUCGCCCAGCAGCAGCCGCCGCACCGCCGGACCACCGAGCCGCAGUGCAACAGAGCCGCCCCGCCCCCGAGCCGCCCUGCACCCGAGCCGCCCGGCAGCCGAGCCACCCCGCCCCCGAGCCGCCCUGCACCCGAGCCGCCCGACACCCGAGCCGCCCUGCCGCCGAGCCGCCCGGGAGCCGAGCCGCCCAGCAGCCGAGCCGCCGAGUCGCCGAGCCGCCCGACCUGCCCUGCCCGGGUCGAGCCAUUGACUUUGAGGUCUGGGUCGACAACCUGCAGCUGUUCUUACAGUGCGAUAGGGCGGACGGCCUUUCCCUCUUUGACCUCACCUCUGGCGCCUCUCCUGCCCCUGCUGCUGAUGCUGACCCCACUGUUCGCUCUCAGUGGGCCACCCGCGAUGCUGCUGCACGUCUUGCUGUGCGUCGCCACUUGCCCACCACUGAGCGCGCGCACUUUAGUCAGUACAAGAGUGCUCAGACCUUGGACCACUUUCUCUCAGUCUGUCCCACCACUCUCACUGUCGACCUCCUCGAGAAGGCCCUCCUAGCGGCGGAGAAGAGCAUCGUCGCUGUCGGAGCCUCUCGUGGUGACCCUCGCACCCCCAUCUUUGAGGGGUGUUCUCCUUCCCCCCUACUGCCCUCUGUUGCCUCUGCUGCUGCUGCCAACCUGCUUGAUCUUGAGACAGUCGGCGCGGCGUCUGCCCCUAGCGGGAGACGCCGCCCUGGCAAGGGCAAGGGGGGCAAGGGCGCGGGUGGAGCUGGAGGGGGCGGUGGAGGUGGCGGUGGAGGCGGCGGAGGGAGUGGGGGUGGCGGUGGGAGUAGUGGCGGAGGCGGUGGUGGUGGUGGCAGCGGCGGAGGAGGCGGCGGUGGCGGCGGCAGCGGUGGGAGUGGAGGCGGCGGUGGUGGCGGAGGUGGAGGCGGCGGUGGCGGAGGGGGUGGAGCUGGUCGGGGUGGUGCCCCGUAG
Messenger RNA from Closterium sp. NIES-65, 1773 nucleotides. The record is from the annotation of a GenBank genome assembly. Lineage: Eukaryota; Viridiplantae; Streptophyta; Zygnematophyceae; Desmidiales; Closteriaceae.